AUGUUCAUAACAGCCAACAUUGGCGUCGCCCUCGGCUUCUUCUUGGCUGCUGGAUGGCUCACAGGCCAGCUGAGCCACAUCGUGGGCCCGCGGCGUCGAGGGUGGUUGAUCUUGUGCAACUUCAUCCAGUCCUGUCUGGUCUUCGCGGCCGGUGCGAUCCAACAUGUGUAUGGAACAGAUCUCACAGGGCCACGAACCCUGGUUGUCAUUGGACUGUUGGCGUUCGCUGCCGGGAGCCAAGUUGUCCAAUCUAGGUCGCUGCAGAUGACUGAGAUCUCCACGGCUAUGGCCACAGCGGCGUGGGUCGACCUGAUGAUCGACCCCAAUCUAUUCGUGUUGAAGAACCGCCCAAGGACAAGACGUGUUGCCUUCCUCGCCUCUCUUGUGCUCGGCUCGCUCCUGGGUGCCUACAUCUAUAAGACAGCAGGCUCUGCGGUCGCUCUGUUCGUGUCUGCCGGAGGGAAACUCCUCGUCACGGCCAUGUACUUGUUUAAUGGAGAAGACAAGAAGGUGCCAUCAAGCGAGACUGUUUAA
This is a messenger RNA of Phaeoacremonium minimum UCRPA7, 534 nucleotides long. RefSeq names its product putative duf1275 domain protein. The coding region runs from base 1 to 534 and encodes 177 amino acids. The transcript has a single exon. Lineage: Eukaryota; Fungi; Ascomycota; Sordariomycetes; Togniniales; Togniniaceae. The record is from RefSeq and is a predicted model, not a curated record.